AUGCGAGCUUUUAAUCCUGACUCAUAUAAAAAUGAAAAAUGGCUUAAUGAUACACUUGGAGUUAUUUUAUCUGAACAACAAAGAGAACUUUCAUAUUUCGGUCAUCAAUUAGCUGUUAUUCAACUGGUGAAUGUUUUAUUAGAUAUUGGACAAACAAUAUUAAUUGGUGGAAUUGUAAGAUUUGAUGUUAAACAUAUUAGUAAUAAUGCUCGAGCAAGUCUUUCUUUAAUGACAACAUCUCGUUUGCCAACUAAUGUUAUACAAACAAAAGAAGUUGAACAAUUUUAUGAACAAGCUUUUGAAAAGAAUCGAUUCGGAGUGAGCAAUCUUUUAUGA
This is a messenger RNA of Rotaria sp. Silwood2, 336 nucleotides long. The record is from the annotation of a GenBank genome assembly. Lineage: Eukaryota; Metazoa; Rotifera; Eurotatoria; Philodinida; Philodinidae.